This is a messenger RNA of Malassezia japonica, 1770 nucleotides long. RefSeq lists its product as uncharacterized. The record is from RefSeq and is a predicted model, not a curated record. Gene Ontology annotation, biological process: meiotic chromosome segregation. NCBI's taxonomy places the organism in Eukaryota, Fungi, Basidiomycota, Malasseziomycetes, Malasseziales, Malasseziaceae. Bases 1 to 1770 code for a protein of 589 amino acids. Gene Ontology annotation, cellular component: chromosome, centromeric region; nucleus. The transcript is spliced from 2 exons.
AUGCCGGUGACGCGCCGCGACUCGCGCGCCUCGGCGGCGGGCCUGGACGGUGGCGUGAACCUCGAACAGAUCCUGGACAACUUUGAGCAGUUCCGGCGGAAACACAUCGCCCAAAACAGAGAUAUCGUGCGGGCCAACACACUGGCGCACCUGCGCAUCCGCGAGCUCGAGACGCGCGUGCUUGCGCUGGAGCAGGAGCGGGCCGAGCAGGUGCUGCGUACGGGGCAGCAGAAUGCGCAGGUGCGCAGGCUCGAGUACGCGCUCGAGUGCGUGCGCGUGGGGUGGGACACCAUGGCACAGGGACUCGCCGAGGCAGGCGUCCACGCACAUACCCGCACCGGCGACGUACGCCCGCUCGACGAGGGAAGCCGGCGUGUAUCGCUGAGCGAAGAGGCCCAGGCGGGGCGCACGUAUGUCGCAAGGACCGUACAGCCGAUGGAAGAGAUCGACGAGGAGGAGGAGGAGCGUACGCCGCUGCCGCUCCUCGCAGAAUGCCCGGCAUCGGUGACACGCCGGCGCUCGCGGCGGUACAGCCACCAGGUCGAGAGGAGUGUGCCGGACGAGCUCGGUGAGGCGCACUAUGCUCUGCAGGAGGACCGCCUCGAAGAGGUCCCAGAGCAGCCGGCGGCCGAGACCAACGCCAGCGCCGCCGAAGCGUCGCCGGCACCGGUGCACAGCAUCCCAGAGAUGGCACAUACCCCGUCCCCUCGCGAGCCGACGCCCGAGCCACCAAGCCCGCAGCAGGAAAACACCGCAGCCCGGCUGGAUCCGGAGCCUGUGCCGCUGCCGCUGACGCCCAAGGUGCGGAAGCAGGAUACAUACCCCGACGACGCUCCGGCGCCGAAACGCGGCCGCAAGAGCCGCAUGUCGCUCGCGCCCGACCUCGACGUGACCGAGCUGCCGGACCGCGCGAGACGUACUCGCAAGAGCGUGAACUAUGCGCUGCCGAAACUGAAUACCAAGAUGCGCAAGCCAGACUCGCAGGGCACGCGGUCCCAGGGCCGUGGGCGCAGCACUACGCCCGAAAGCGGGCAGGAAGAGUCACAAGCAGAGGUCCGAGCGGAGGCGCAUACGGAGGCCCCACCCGAGGCCCAUGCGGAGCACGAGCAUGAUCAGGAGCUAGAGGCACAGGCCGAGGAUCGGGCUGAUGCGCAAGAGGCCCAAGCACAAGCACACACACACACACCGACUCCGGCACAAGCGCCCCGCAGCGCCAAGACUGCGCUGCGCAAGACGCGUGCAACGUCGGCAGAGCCCGUCGCGGAUCCGGCGCGUGCCGAACCUGCCGAGGCGCGUGCCGAACCUGUCCCUGCCAAGUCGCAUUCAGCCUCUGGAUCCGAUGCCACUUUUGCAUCGACUCCACUUGCCGAGCCCACGCCCGCCGCGCCCACGCCCCCUUCUCCGGCUGCGCCCGCGCUCCAGACGCCUGCGCGCGCCGCGCCGCGCCGCACCCGCCGCAGCGGCGCGCCGGAGGCGCUCUUCCCCCCCUCGGCCGCUCCGCCGCGCAGCGCGACGCCUCAUACCAAGCGGCAGCUGCCCCCCUCUGCGCGCCUCGAGAUGCACGGCCCCCCCGCGGUCAAGCCCUUUGCGCCGCGCGGCCAAGCCGCGAUCCUGCAGCAGCACUCUGCACAGACCAUGCCCGGGUGGGCGAGUUCUCUGCUGAAUCUUGCGUCGCCCGAUCCGCCCAAGACGCGUGUGUCGCUCGGCAAAGAGAACAGCGCGCCUGCCAGCCCCACGCCCCGCAAGGCGCGGCGUGGCACGUUGAGCUAA